Molecule: messenger RNA, 1530 nt
Organism: Striga hermonthica
Lineage: Eukaryota; Viridiplantae; Streptophyta; Magnoliopsida; Lamiales; Orobanchaceae
Source: the annotation of a GenBank genome assembly
AUGGCGCUCCCCCUCAUAAUCAUCUCCUUUCUCGCCCUCCUCGCCGCCUACAAGCUCUUCCAGCGCCUCCGCUUCAAGCUCCCCCCCGGGCCCCGGGCCCUCCCCGUCGUCGGCAACCUCUACGACCUCAAGCCCGUCCUCGUCCGCUGCUUCACCGAGUGGUCCCAGAUCUACGGCCCAAUCUUCUCAGUCUACUUCGGGUCCCACCUCAGCGUGGUGGUCAACUCCGCCGAGCUGGCCAAGGAGGUCCUCAAGGACAACGACCAGCAGCUGGCCUACCGGAACCGGACGCGACAGAUCAACAAGUUCAGCAAGAACGGGAUGGACCUCAUCUGGUCCGACUACGGCCCGCACUACGUCAAGGUCAGGAAGCUCUGCACUCUCGAGCUAUUCUCCAUGAAGAGGAUCGAGGCGCUCCGGCCGAUUAGAGAAGAUGAGGUCACCGCCAUGGUUGAGUCGAUUUUCAAGGACUGCGUCAAGCCUGAAAACAAGGGCAAGGCUCUGGUCCUCCGCGAGUACUUGGGUAUGAUGGCCUUCCUUCACAUCACGCGGCUGAGCUUUGGGAAAAGGUUCAUGGACUCGAAUGGAGUGAUCGACCAACAGGGAGAGGAAUUAAAGGGAAUUCUAAACAAUGGGAUUAAAUUAGGCACCAAGAAAUCGUUCGCCGAGUUCCUCCCCUGGCUUAGGUUCUUGUUCAAGGCCGAGAACGAGGCAUUGAACGAGCACGAUCUCCGUGCAGACAGUUUCACCAAGAAAAUCAUGGAGGAACACACCCUUGCCAGGAAGAAGACGGGUAAUACAAAGAACCAUUUUGUCGAUGCCUUGUUGACUCUUCAGAAGGAUUACGACUUGAGUGAGGACACCGUUAUCGGCCUCCUUUGGGACAUGAUAUCUGCCGGCAUGGACACAACCACCAUCACGGUCGAGUGGGCCUUAGCCGAGAUGGUCCGGAACCCGAGGGUUCAGCAGAAGUUGCAGGACGAGCUUGACCGUGUCGUGGGUCGGGACCGAGUCAUGACUGAAGCCGACAUCCCGAACCUCCCUUACCUCCAGCACGUGACCAAGGAGUGCUUCCGGCUACACCCUCCGACUCCUCUCAUGCUCCCUCACAAGGCCAACACCAAUGUCAAAAUCGGGGGCUUCGACAUUCCCAAGGGAGCAACUGUGAGUGUGAACGCGUGGGCCAUUGCACGCGACCCGGCAGUGUGGAAAGACCCGCUCGAGUUUCGACCCGAGAGGUUUCAAAUUGAGGAUGUGGAUAUGAAGGGGACCGAUUUUCGGUUCUUACCCUUUGGGUCGGGCAGGAGGAUUUGCCCGGGUGCACAGCUGGCGAUUUUCUUGGUCAGCUCGAUGCUGGGCCAUAUGGUGCAUCAUUUCACGUUGGACCCGCCUGAGGGGGUUCGACCGGAGGAUAUGGAUAUGAUGGAGCAGCCGGGGACAGUGACUUACAUGAGGACACCGUUGGAGGUGGUGCCGACUCCAAGGCUGCCGGCUGAGCUGUUCAAACGAGUGGCGGUCGGGAAUGUGUGA